This is a messenger RNA of Branchiostoma floridae (Florida lancelet), 2137 nucleotides long. RefSeq names its product histidine N-alpha-methyltransferase-like. Lineage: Eukaryota; Metazoa; Chordata; Leptocardii; Amphioxiformes; Branchiostomatidae. The transcript is spliced from 6 exons. The coding region runs from base 185 to 1267 and encodes 360 amino acids. The record is from RefSeq and is a predicted model, not a curated record. Gene Ontology annotation, molecular function: methyltransferase activity.
CAACAGACAGACAGACAAACAGACAAACAGACAAACAAACGCUUAAGUGAAAAUAUUAUAGGACAUUCAUGGAGGUGAUAAGCCAAAGGGAAACAGCUACGUAUCACGCUGAUGGUUUUUGCUUCUCUGUCUAUUUGGUUAACGAAAAUGCCAUUAAAUUCGUCACCUCAUACUAUUUUCCUGGAUGCUGCAGCAAGAAACGAUGAGCCACCACAGUAACGGAGUCAGCGCCAUGGAGAACGGCCAUAAGAAAGAUGAGAACAACGACGUCAUGAAGGAGAACAACGACGUCAUCAUCCGUGACGUGCCCCAAGCGCUGAUGCCGGUGGUGGCGGGUCUCAUCUCUAAGCGCAAGAGCGUACCCUACUGGUAUCUGUACGACACUAGAGGGUCGGAGCUGUUUGAGGAGGUGGUGAGAACAUCAAAGACGUAUUUAAACUGGCAGAAGGAGUACAGCGUGCUCCAGAGCCACAGCGACGACAUUGUAGCCAAGACGACGUCCCCUGUCAUCCUGGUGGAGCUCGGCAGCGGCGCUUCCUCCAAAACCCGCCUGGUGAUCGAGGCGAUGCUGAAGCGCCACGGAACCCUGACGUUUGUGCCAGUGGACGUGUCCAAAGAACACAUCGAAAAGGUUGGUCAGCAGCUGGAGCAAGAUUACCAAGGGCUGACGGUGGAGCCGUUCGGAGGUCUCUACAUGGAAGGGAUCCGCCAUCUUUCCACCCGCAAGGAGUCCAAGGUCAUAUUGUUCUUGGGCAACAGUUUCAGCAACGUCCACAUCCACGAGCAGGUGGACAUGAUGAAAGAAGUCCGCGCACAGUUAACGGCCAAGGACCGUUUUCUUCUGGCGCUGGACAUGAACCUGGAUCGGGAGUCCCUGUUGGAGGCGUACGGUCAACAGUGGGUGGUAUUUCAGAAGGACAAUCCCAUCGGUCGCCUGAACAAGGACUUCGAUGGAGACAUGGAUGCGGCCAAGUUUGAACUCGUCACCGACUUUAUUGAGAACCCCGCAGACGGAGAUACUCCGAGCUACGUCGCGGGAUACUGGAGGAGCCUAGCUGCACAGCACGUCAACUUCCGCAAACUCGGCCUCAACCUCGACUGUCAGAAGGGACAGAAGAUUUUCUACAACGAAGGGCCGAACUGGAGCUGCAAGUGGACCCUGCACCAGAUACGCCGCCUGGCGGAGAAGAGCGGCUUUGCAGUGGAGGACUACUGGACCACGGAAGCAGAAGAUUAUUGCGUGGUGUGCUUCGCACCGGUGUCUUAGAGCGGAUACCCGUGUAAUGAUGGGAUAUUUGUCUUCGUUUAAACAGGGCAUUGUUGUCAGUCGGUGGUUUUGUUUAACUCGGUGUGCCUCAACAGUUACAUGAAUAUAGCAGAAUGGCAAUGUGUAAGGCAGAAAUGUAAUAAGAUACAGAAGAAGCCAGUUAAUUGCACACCCCAUUUGCCAGCGUAUCUCGUGCAAUUAUCCGGAUGGUGCAAUAAAGCGGAGUUAUCCAGCUGGGAUUCCGUGCAAUUAACAGUGUAAGUGUUGUGCAAUUAGCUGGCUUCUACUGUACUUGGAUAGCUGGAUGUAUGAUUUGGCUCGUGUCUAAGGGCGCUAAGUACAUGUAGCUGAGACUCAGGAAUUUCUUAAUGUUAAGUAAAGCAUGUUUCAUGUUUUGGAGGCAUGGGGAUAGUUGCAUCACAUUGAUGCUGUCAAUAAGCAAGUGGGUGAUUUUUACCCGUGGCCAGUACUGAGAUGAAUGUUCCUGUUUUUCUACGUGUGCGGAGUUUAUGUUUUCGGUGAGUCUGACCUGUAUCCUUAGUUAUUUGAAUACAAUUGGUUGGUAUGAAGUGAGUGGGAAAAUGAUUUAAAUAUGUUUACAUAUAUAUAAUGGGCGCAAACGAGGACAUUGCGAACAGUAACAACAUCAUAUCUAACCCAAACUUAGCAAACACCCAAAGGUCAUAUUUGAGUGGCAGGGAAAUACUAGCUUCAGAGUUGAUAGAAAAAGCCAUUAAUCAGAAAUGACAGACAGUCAGUGGAAGGGGGAAAUAUCGCUUACACAUAAAGAUGUUCUUUUGUAGAGUUCUCGCAUUUUUCACGCGAGGACUGGCAGGUUCCGCCACCGCAAUUGAUUGAUUAUAUCUUCAG